CUGCUUCCGGCUCCGUUCGGCUCCCGUUUGUUCUUCCGGUGGCGAUGGCCGCGGCCGUGGCUGGUGUGCUACGAGGGAUUCUCCUGCCCCAAGCGGGCCGUCUGCCCAUCCUCCAGAGCGUGCGCCAUGGCUCCAAGGCAGUGACCCGACACUGGCGUGUCAUGCACCAUGAACGGCAGAAACUGAUGGCCGUGACUGAGUACAUCCCGCCCCGGCCGGCUGUGAACCCCAGAUGCCUGCCGCCUCCCCCCAAGCCUCCUAAGGAGGAGUCAGGCCUUGUCCGGCUCCUGCGGCGGGAGAUCGAGGAGGUGUUCCGUGACCACCGCAUGAUCGCUGUGUGCCAGAACGUGGCCAUCAGCGCUGAGGACAAGCUCAUCCUGCGGCACCAGCUCCGCAGGCACAAGAUCCUUGUGAAGGUCUUCCCCAGCCAGGUCCUGAAGCCCUUCCUAGAGGACUCCAAAUACCGAAGCCUGCUGCCCCUGUUCGUGGGCCACAACAUGCUGCUGGUGAGCGAGGAGCCCAGGGUUAAGGAGAUGGUGCGGAUCUUAAGGACGGUGCCCUUCCUACCGCUGCUGGGCGGCUGCGUAGAUGACACCAUCCUGAGCAGACAGGGCUUCCUGGAUUACGCCAAGCUGCCGAGCCAGAGGCUGCUGCAGGAGGAGCUAAUCGGAAGCUUCAGCCUCCUGCUGCACCAGACCCCUGCCCUGCUCCAGCGCCAGUCUGGCCAGCUGACGGCCCUGCUGGACCAGCACAUCAGACAGCGACAGGAAGAGUCGUCGCCUGAGACAGCCGGUGGGGAGCCGGGCCCUCGAGAGCCUGCCCUGGACUCCUAGCUGCCCGUGCAUCUGGCCUACCUGUGACUGUGCCAGCCUCUGUCCAUGACACAAACGAACUCGGCAUGGCAUGGGUGACCUGGCUUCUGUCAGUGGCCCCCUCCUUGAGUACAGGGCCUGCCACUCAGAAUACAGGCAGAGGCUGUCACUCUGUCUCUGUCCCCGCGUUCCCAGCUGGGGACCUGAUAGAUGCAGUCUCUUCCAUUCCCAGUUACACAGCUGGGAGGCUGCGACUCUUGCCCUGGCCUUCCGCCUCCUGGUCCACUGUUCCUUGCUGACGGCUCCCCACCCUCCUUGGGGGACCCAGCAGCCCCGGAAUCCCAACCAAGCGAUGGUGUGGAGUGGCUGGGUUCAGCACUGUAUAGUCAGUCCCUGGACACACAUAAGAAACAGGCAGAGGACAUAAAUGGUCCGUCCGAAAGUCAUGCAGGUAGCAGAGGCAGGACAGAGACAUGGGGUUACCCUCGAGGUCUCCAGUGGAAGUCGGCUAUGUCCCCUCCGGCUGCACCCGCUGCCCUAGGGCUCUCUGAUAAAGCAAAGCGCCUCUGCUGUGUCA
Molecule: messenger RNA, 1389 nt
Organism: Cavia porcellus (domestic guinea pig)
Lineage: Eukaryota; Metazoa; Chordata; Mammalia; Rodentia; Caviidae
Gene: Mrpl10
Product: mitochondrial ribosomal protein L10
Exons: 5
Coding region: 45-833 (262 amino acids)
Biological process (GO): translation
Cellular component (GO): mitochondrial large ribosomal subunit
Molecular function (GO): structural constituent of ribosome
Source: RefSeq, a predicted model, not a curated record